Engraulis encrasicolus (European anchovy) is the source of this 1004-nucleotide messenger RNA. RefSeq names its product immunoglobulin kappa light chain-like. The transcript is spliced from 4 exons. The record is from RefSeq and is a predicted model, not a curated record. Lineage: Eukaryota; Metazoa; Chordata; Actinopteri; Clupeiformes; Engraulidae. Gene Ontology annotation, biological process: immune response; immunoglobulin production. Bases 1 to 777 code for a protein of 258 amino acids.
AUGCUCUUGGCACAGCUGAAGGCUCCAACUGAGACAGCAGCACCCACAGCAGCAAUGAUGUUGAUCCCACUCUUCUUCAGCAGUCUCCUCUUCCUCAUUCAAGAUUCCAAGGGACAGGUGACCAUUAGUCAAACUCCUGUAAUGUCCACCAGUCCAGGUGGCACAGUCAUUAUCACCUGCAGACGCAGUGGAAGCAUCUCCAGUGACUGUGGUGGUAGUCCAUGUAUCUCCUGGUACCAUCAGAAGCCUGGGGAGAAACCCAAACUCCUCAUCUACAAAGUGAACAGCCUCCAGUCUGGUAUUCCUGCUAGAUUCAGUGGCAGUGGAUCUGGGAAUGACUUCAGUUUGACCAUCAGUGGAGUCCUGAGUGAAGAUGCUGGAGAUUAUUACUGCAUGAGUUAUCAUAUACAUGAUGGCAGCUGGGUGUUCACGUUUGGUAGCGGCACCAGACUGAAUGUUGGCAUCACCAGGCAGCCCAGUGUGACGGUGCUGCCUCCCUCCAGAGAGGAGCUGUCCAGUGGGGGCUCUGCCACACUGCUGUGCCUGGCUGACAAGGGCUUCCCCUCAGACUGGAGCCUGAGCUGGAAGGUGGAUGGCAGCAGUAGGAGUGGAGUGGCCAGUGCUGGGCUCAUGAAGGACGGUGUGUACAGCUGGAGCAGCAGCCUGACCCUCACUGAUGCUGAGUGGAGAGGAGCCACCUCAGUGGUGUGUGAGGCCGCCCAGGGAUCCCAGAGAGCCGCCAGCAAAGCCCUGAGCAGAGCUGACUGCUCCCAGUAGCCUUCAGCCUCUGCUCUGAUAUGCUCUGCUCUGCUCUGUUGUCCAGCUUACAGCUUCACUUCCAGCUCCAUUCAUACACCAACAACACGCCGCACCACACUUAGUCUCACAUAUCCAAUGAUACAACUGCUUCUGAUGCAUAUUUCAAAAGGUAAUUCCAAUACAAAUGUUGUUGUUAGAUCGGAAGCAUUUAUUGGAUUCUCCACAAUAAAUACCACUGUGAAAUA